ACCAAGACCAUGGCUGGAGGCAAAGCUGGAAAAGACAGUGGGAAGGCCAAGGCUAAGGCAGUUUCUCACUCUCAAAGAGCUGGACUACAGUUCCCAGUGGGACAUAUCCAUAGACACUUGAAGACUCACACCACAAGUCAUGGAUGCAUGGAUGCUACUGCUGCAGUAUAUAGUGCUGCAAUUCUGGAGUAUCUCACUGCUGAGAUGCUGAAACUGGCAAGAAACACCUCUAAAUAUCUCAAAGUAAAAUGUAUCAUUCUUCAUCACUUACAGCUUGCAAUCCAUGGUGAUGAAGAGUUGGACUCCUUUAUUAAGGCUACCAUUGCUGGUGGUGGUGUGAUUCCUCACAUCCACAAGUCUCUAAUAGGAAAGAAAGGACAGUAG
Messenger RNA from Vombatus ursinus (common wombat), 384 nucleotides. RefSeq names its product histone H2A.V-like. Gene Ontology annotation, molecular function: DNA binding; protein heterodimerization activity; structural constituent of chromatin. The transcript has a single exon. The record is from RefSeq and is a predicted model, not a curated record. NCBI's taxonomy places the organism in Eukaryota, Metazoa, Chordata, Mammalia, Diprotodontia, Vombatidae. Bases 10 to 384 code for a protein of 124 amino acids. Gene Ontology annotation, cellular component: nucleosome.